CCCCCCCCCCCCCUUCCGCUCCCCCGCCGGCCGCCGCUCUCCCCCGCCUCCCCGGCAGCCGGCUCCGCGCGGAGAGGAAACGGCGAGGGAAGCAGGAACUGAGGAGCGAGGCGGCAGCCCGGACCCAGGAGCCUCCCCAGCGCCCGGCAGCCAGCAGCCCGCGCCGGCACCGCCGCCGCCCCGCUCGCCGCUAGGACGCCAGCCCUCUCCUUCCCUCUUCCCGUCGGUGUGUGUGUGCGCGGGCGGGCGUGAGGGCAGGGAGGACUUGUUUUCGGUUUUGUGGUUUUUGGGUUUUUUUGCGUUUUUUUUUUUUUUAGCCCUUUUUUUGCCCGCCCGCUUCUCCCUCCGCUUUAAUAUAUGCUUCUGGAGAGCGACGUCCCCCCGCGCCGCCUCACCGCCCAGCCAUGUCGGCGGCCAUCUCUGCCGCGGAGAAAGUGGAUGGCUUCACACGGAAAUCGGUGCGCAAGGCUCAGAGGCAGAAGCGCUCGCAGGGCUCCUCGCAGUUCCGCAGCCAGAGCAGCCAGGUGGAGCUCUCGCCGCUGCCCCAGCUCAAAGAUGCCACCUUCAAUGAACAGCAAGAUCUGUUUUGCCAGAAGUUGCAACAGUGUUGUGUACUCUUUGACUUCAUGGACUCUGUUUCAGACCUGAAAAGCAAAGAAAUUAAGAGAGCAACACUGAAUGAACUGGUUGAAUACGUUUCAACAAAUCGUGGUGUGAUUGUUGAAUCAGCUUAUGCUGACAUAGUGAAAAUGAUUAGUUCUAAUAUUUUCAGAACACUUCCACCUAGUGAUAACCCGGAUUUUGAUCCAGAAGAAGAUGAACCAACUCUUGAAGCCUCGUGGCCCCACAUACAGCUGGUGUAUGAAUUUUUCCUGAGGUUUUUGGAGAGCCCGGAUUUUCAGCCUAGCAUCGCAAAGCGGUAUAUUGACCAGAAAUUUGUACAGCAGUUGUUGGAGCUCUUUGAUAGUGAAGACCCACGAGAGCGUGAUUUCCUAAAGACAGUUCUUCAUCGAAUUUAUGGAAAAUUCCUCGGUUUAAGAGCAUUCAUCAGGAAACAGAUUAACAACAUUUUCCUCAGGUUUAUAUAUGAAACGGAGCACUUCAAUGGUGUUGCUGAACUUCUUGAGAUAUUAGGAAGUAUUAUCAAUGGUUUUGCACUGCCACUGAAAGCAGAACACAAACAGUUCCUUAUGAAAGUUCUGAUUCCCAUGCAUACUGCAAAGGGAUUAGCUUUGUUUCAUGCACAGCUCGCCUAUUGUGUUGUACAGUUCCUGGAAAAAGAUACAACUUUAACAGAGCCUGUAAUCAGAGGACUGCUGAAAUUUUGGCCAAAAACUUGCAGUCAGAAAGAGGUAAUGUUUUUAGGUGAAAUUGAAGAAAUCUUAGAUGUAAUAGAACCGACACAAUUCAAAAAAAUAGAAGAGCCUUUAUUUAAGCAAAUAUCCAAGUGUGUGUCAAGUUCACAUUUUCAGGUUGCAGAAAGAGCUUUGUACUUCUGGAAUAAUGAAUAUAUUCUUAGCCUGAUUGAGGAGAACAUUGAUAAAAUUCUACCAAUUAUGUUUGGCAGUUUAUACAAGAUCUCCAAAGAACACUGGAAUCCAACUAUUGUGGCACUGGUAUAUAACGUGCUGAAAACCCUGAUGGAAAUGAAUGGCAAGCUUUUUGAUGAACUUACAAGCUCAUACAAAGCAGAAAGGCAAAGAGAGAAAAAGAAAGAAUUGGAACGUGAAGAGUUGUGGAGAAAGCUGGAGGAGUUAAAGCUGAAGAAGGCUAUGGCAGAAAAGCAGAACAGCACUCACAGUGUGCUAAAUGCACACAGUACAAGUGCCAAAUAAAAGAAAUGACCACCUCUACUUGGCAGACAUACUUUUUUGUACCCUUUUGAAAUACAUAAGGAUUUGCAAAAGAAACCUCAUCAGUAUAAUAGAAACAGCCAAUUUUUUCUCUGGCAAAUGUAAAGAUUUGAAUUUAAAUACAGCAGUUAAGUGAUGUCAUUACCACAGCAUAUUGUAAAUUUGUCUAAUUAUUGAUAUACUGUCACUUCCAACGUUUCAUAGAACUGAAUUAUCAUCCUUAAUGAGUGAAAUAAUUACGGGAGUGGUAAGAAUUAUGACUUGAAUUUUUGAUUGUGUUGCACAUAGGUGGUAUAGUUUGCUAUGUACAUUUUUUUUCCUUGUUUUAUAUGUGCUUUUCACAUUGCUGCAUACUUUGGUUAAGAUGAUAGAAAAGGCUUCUCGUUGUGCUGUAUUUUCUCAAAUAAAACCAAGGUACGUUACCAGUAACUUGAGCUAUUCAGUAUGUGCCCCUUACAGCAUUGAAAGGAACUUGGAUAUGGUGCUGUCCUUGAAUUCCCAAUUGGAUUCAGAUUUAGAUUUAUAUAACGCUCACAUUAGAAUGAGGCAAAGUAGGGAGCGACAGUCAGCUUGAACAGGUUGGAGUGGUCCAUGCGACUGACCUACCACUUGGUGAGUGCCUCUACCCCAUUCUCGCUGCCUCUUGGUCCUGGGCUACUUGGAGAUUUCCUCCUGCUGCAGCUGAGGAUGGCGCUUCCUUUAGAGAGCCCAUCAAUGAUGCUCCUCAUCAGCCCAAGGACUCCCUGCAGAGUAGCGCAGGCCUCCGAGAGACUACCUUGGACGUUUCUGCAUUAGUUUUAGCAUCUUGUGGACUGAAGAAUGAGACCAAAAUUGGGAUGAUUGUUUUUUUUAGUAAGGAGGGAAGGAUGUCAAUAAAUAGUUCCUUGUUUUAUUUAAAGAAAAUGCAGUCUGUUUCUUAAAGGUGGAAAGUUGACAAUAGAAGUCUUGUCUGUUUACUUGAUCAAGUAUUUUUCACAUCUUUUAUCAAAGUACCAUUCCAAUCUCUUAAAUUGCAGUUGUGUGGAAAACUUUUGUAAUGAAAGAUCUUUGGGGAAUUGAGCAGCAUUCAAUAAAGUCUUUAUGUUUGUA
Molecule: messenger RNA, 2942 nt
Organism: Gymnogyps californianus (California condor)
Lineage: Eukaryota; Metazoa; Chordata; Aves; Accipitriformes; Cathartidae
Gene: PPP2R5A
Product: protein phosphatase 2 regulatory subunit B'alpha
Exons: 13
Coding region: 405-1835 (476 amino acids)
Biological process (GO): protein dephosphorylation; signal transduction
Cellular component (GO): nucleus; cytosol; protein phosphatase type 2A complex
Molecular function (GO): protein phosphatase activator activity
Source: RefSeq, a predicted model, not a curated record